Erigeron canadensis is the source of this 952-nucleotide messenger RNA. Its product is annotated as mitochondrial inner membrane protease subunit 2-like. Gene Ontology annotation, cellular component: mitochondrial inner membrane peptidase complex; membrane. Bases 203 to 685 code for a protein of 160 amino acids. Gene Ontology annotation, biological process: mitochondrial respiratory chain complex assembly. Gene Ontology annotation, molecular function: serine-type endopeptidase activity. NCBI's taxonomy places the organism in Eukaryota, Viridiplantae, Streptophyta, Magnoliopsida, Asterales, Asteraceae. The transcript is spliced from 5 exons. The record is from RefSeq and is a predicted model, not a curated record.
AAUAUCUGUAGGAAAGGACAAUGGCAAGUAAGAGUAAGAUAUAUAGAAAUGAAAGUAGUAACUGAACCGGAGUUAGAGCUGCAGCCGGAAGCUUUAGAAACCCCUCUUCCAGUCGGUCCCUAAAUCGUAUAUCCAACUAAUUAAGCCAAACACUUGUCCUUUUUAUAAUAGUAAACCCUAAUAAUUUUAAUAUAUUGAGGCGAUGUGGAAGGAGGCGUUGAAAAAGUAUGUAGGAGUGGGGCUUGUGGGAAUCACAUUAACAGACCGCUAUGCGGGAGUAUGCCCUGUUCGAGGUUCAUCCAUGUCUCCAACGUUUAAUCCUUCUUCCCAAGCAUCAUUCUCAGAUGAUUAUGUUUUCCUGGAGAAGUUUUGUCUCGACAAGUACAGAUUUUCACACGGUGAUGUUGUUUAUUUCAGCAAUCCAACUAAUUUCAAAGAGAGAAACGUUAAAAGGAUAGUGGCGAUGCAAGGUGACUACAUCGCUAACGUGGGUGGCGCAAUAAAGGUCCCUGAGGGACAUUGCUGGGUGGAGGGUGAUAAUUCAGCUUCUAGCUAUGAUUCAAGAUCAUUUGGUCCCAUUCCAUUGGGUUUGAUUCAGGGAAGGGUUACCCAUGUCAUCUGGCCACCACAAAGAAUAAAAAAAGUGGAUAGAAGAAUUCCGCAGGAAGGAGGACUUGCGCUCUGAUCAUCCAUUCAUAUAUCAUAUCAGUAUAUGAGAGGAAAGUCGGCUGUGUAUGGUGCGCACAGACAGACCGAAGGGAGCUUUCUCCAACGGCUACAUGAUGAAAUUUUUUUGUAUCUUCCAGGAGUCGCAAAAGACCUUUAUAAUCUUCAAUACCAGUGUAUAUUGAUGUUAUAACAGAUGUCACAAUUGACACUUCAUCUUCAGAAAAUAAAUAUUUCAGCCCUUUAACUUGUAUAUAAAAAAGUCCAAGCUAAGAUUGAGGUUAAA